CCAAUCCUUCUUCUUUAAAUUGCAGUACACAACUCAUUCACAUCUCACCUUAAACAACAUCAACAGCUUCUCUCUCAUUAAGAGCCAAGUAUAUUUCUUGGACAAUAUAAUUCAAGAAACCAAGUUUGUAACUUUAUUUAACAUUACAGCAAACCUGAAGCAAGAUAGGCUUAAAGAUUUAGAAGAGUUCAUAAUACUUGAUUGGAGAAUGAAUGGAAAAAAAGGCAGCUUUGAGAUCAACAUUCCAAUGGCUACCAAACCAAAUAAUAAGCAACUGCAAGACGAAAAGAAAGAUGGAUUUGCAGGAUUUUCUUGCAAGGCUUGUAUGUGGAGAGUGUGGAAUUUUGCUAAAGAAGAUAGCAAUAGAGUGAUAUUCUCAUUCAAAGUGGGGCUUGCUGUACUUCUUGUGUCGUUGCUUAUACUAUUCCAAGCACCUUAUGAUAUAUUUGGCACGAAUAUCAUCUGGUCGAUCCUCACUGUUGCAAUCAUGUUCGAAUACACAGUCGGUGCAACUUUCAACCGAGGGUUCAACCGAGCACUUGGGAGCUUGCUUGCAGGUAUAUUGGCUAUUGCAGUUGCUCAGUUAGCUCUACGCAGCGGGAGGAUUGGAGAGCCUUUUGUCAUUGGAAUUAGUAUCUUCAUUAUUGGGGCUAUUACGUCAUUCAUGAAAUUAUGGCCAUCUCUUGUGCCAUAUGAGUAUGGAUUCAGGGUUAUACUCUUUACCUACUGUUUAAUCAUAGUUUCUGGUUAUCGAAUGGGGAAUCCAAUUAGGACUGCAAUGGAUCGACUGUACUCUAUCGCCAUUGGAGGGUUUGUAGCAGUUCUAGUGAAUGUGCUGGUUUUUCCUAUUUGGGCUGGGGAGCAAUUACACAAGGAGCUAGUCAGCAGCUUCAAUUCAGUGGCCGACUCUCUUGAAGAAUGUGUGAAGAAAUAUUUAGAAGAUGAUGGGUUAGAUCAUCCAGAGUUCUCCAAGACCGUAAUGGAUGAGUUUCCAGAUGAGCCUGCUUACAGGAAAUGUAAAAGUACAUUAAAUUCCUCCGCAAAACUCGAAUCCUGGGCUCAUUCAGCAACAUGGGAGCCACCACAUGGCAGGUUUCGACACUUCUUCUACCCAUGGUCAGAGUAUGUUAAAGUUGGAGCUGUUCUAAGAUAUUGUGCUUAUGAGGUUAUGGCACUUCAUGGUGUAUUACACUCUGAGAUUCAGGCACCAUACAACCUCCGUGUCACAUUCCAGCCAGAAAUUCAAGAAGCAGCAACACAGGCUGCAGAACUAGUAAGGAAUUUAGGCAAAGACAUAAGUAACAUGAAGCGAAGCCUGAAAACGUCACUUUUAAAGAAAGUUCACAGUUCAAUAGAGCGACUCCAGCGCACCAUAGACAUCCACUCUUAUCUCCUAAUAUCUAAUUUUGAUCCUCUCGACAACUCUUCCAAGCCACUUCCUAAAUUGCCUGCAACUCUUUCAACAGCCACCAGCUAUGACCUCUCGAAUCAAAUUCCUGAACUUGACAGCAAUAGCUUAGUAAAGAACUCGGAUCUAAUAAACCAAAACACUCCUUCAGGUACUCUUGCACUAGGACAACCGGUGGAUUCUUACCAUGAGAUGAUGAGGAAGCAGUCGAGGAGGUUGCAUUCGUGGCCAUCGCGGGAGGUGGAUGCAUAUGAAGAAGAGGGAGGCUUUAAUGUGGAUUUUCUGCCAAGAAUGAGAGCAUUAGAGAGCACUGCAGCACUGUCACUUGCCACAUUUACCUCAUUGCUUAUCGAGUUUGUUGCUAGGCUUGAUCAUUUGGUUGAAGCGGUUGAUGAGCUUUCAAAGAUGGCCAAAUUCAAGCAUGAGAGUGUAUAGAAGGAAGAUAUAUUAUAUGUCGGCAUAUACAGAUUUUGAGAUGAUACUGAUGUAAAAGAUAUAUUACUUGAACUGACAAUUUCAAAAAUGGGAUAGCAAGAGGGGAGAGGAUUCUAAAACAAGUUGUAAUCACUUGAAAAUAAAGUUUGAAUAAUUGAACAUUUAGUUUUUUAAGUUCAAAAA
This is a messenger RNA of Jatropha curcas, 2026 nucleotides long. Its product is annotated as aluminum-activated malate transporter 9. The record is from RefSeq and is a predicted model, not a curated record. Gene Ontology annotation, biological process: malate transport. NCBI's taxonomy places the organism in Eukaryota, Viridiplantae, Streptophyta, Magnoliopsida, Malpighiales, Euphorbiaceae.